CUAUUUUAAAAAUUAAUUAUGGAAUGUUCAAGUUUCUGAAUUGCUUGACAUACAUUGCUUUGCCAAUUCUGCAGAGGUUAAUUUCUCCAAGCGAGAAGCCAUGUCUUUACGUAAUUGUCUUUUCAAAGAUACUACAGCCGUGUUCAUAAUGUGAAUGAGGAAUUGCGCCAUCUCCGCAGUAAAACAAUCAUUUACAUCUAUUCUCUUUCCUUCCUUCUUUACCUCUCUUAGAUACGAAAAAAGAAAAUGAAUGAAUACGAUAAUCCCGAGUUUUUUGAAAAGUAUAGCCAAAUGGCUCGUUCCAAAUUUGGUCUUAGUAAAGCUGGUGAAUGGCAUGAAUUAAAAAAAAUGUUGCCGGAUUUCAAUGACAAAAGGGUUUUAGAUAUGGGAUGUGGUUAUGGGUGGCAUUGUAUUUAUGCUGCAGAACAUGGUGCAGCCAGUGUACUCGGUGUUGACUCCUCGGUAAAAAUGGUCUCAGAAGCUAGGUCAAGAACCGAUUCACCUAUUAUAAAGUAUACAGUCGAACGCAUAGAAGAAAUUGAUUAUCCCAUCGGUUCAUUUGAUGUUGUCAUAAGCUCUUUGGCUUUUCAUUACGUAGCUAGUUUUGAUGAUAUCGUCUUGAAGGUGAAGAAGCUUUUGGAUGGUGGUGGAGAUUUUGUAUUCUCAGUAGAAAAUCCUAUUUUUACAUCUUAUGGCACAGGUGAUUGGUAUUAUAAUGAAAAGGGCGAACCUUUACAUUGGCCCGUGGAUAACUAUUUCUCAGAGGGAAUAAGAAAAGCUAAUUUCUUGGGGACAGAUGUGUUCAAGUAUCAUAAGACAAUGAGCACUUAUAUCAAUACUCUCAUCAAGUAUGGAUUUACGAUUACUCAAGUCACCGAACCCCUUCCUCAAGACGACAUGAUUCAACAUAUGCCUAAUGAACUCCGAAGACCAAUGAUGCUGCUAAUUUCUGCCAAGAUAUAAUACAGCGACAUGUAGAUGUAUGAAUUGGCAAUAGAUAACUAAUUUUAAAUUUUUAUGUAUACAAGUUCGUGUCACCGACGAACGAUUAAUUAAAUAUACUAUUUUUCUGUUGCAUAAAAACAUUAAGGCUGAUUGAAUUAAUGAAUUAUUGGCCUGGGUAGUAGUAAGUUUACAAAUCGAUGUUUUAACUUUAUAGUAAUGCAAAUCUAAUAAAGUGAAGCGCAUGGGAUUAAAAUAA
This is a messenger RNA of Mucor mucedo, 1201 nucleotides long. RefSeq names its product methylase. The transcript has 2 exons. The coding region runs from base 247 to 963 and encodes 238 amino acids. Gene Ontology annotation, molecular function: S-adenosylmethionine-dependent methyltransferase activity. Lineage: Eukaryota; Fungi; Mucoromycota; Mucoromycetes; Mucorales; Mucoraceae. The record is from RefSeq and is a predicted model, not a curated record.